This is a messenger RNA of Hirsutella rhossiliensis, 507 nucleotides long. Its product is annotated as FluG domain-containing protein. NCBI's taxonomy places the organism in Eukaryota, Fungi, Ascomycota, Sordariomycetes, Hypocreales, Ophiocordycipitaceae. The coding region runs from base 1 to 507 and encodes 168 amino acids. The transcript has 5 exons. The record is from RefSeq and is a predicted model, not a curated record.
AUGCUCUACCAGGAGACUAUAUCGCGCGGACGACCAAAAGCACUGUGCUAUGAAGACAUAUGCCUACAGGAAGCCCAAGCCGACUAUCUUCUUCUUCACCGAUUCGAUGGCUCCCCAGUUUCCCAGGAGAGACCUCUGCCAUACCACAAAUUGAACGACGACAUGGAGCGACAGACUCUUGACGCCGGGUUUGAGAAAGCGCUGGGACCGAAGACAUUUCGCAGAGGAGCCGCGAACGCUGCCAAUGGCAACGCAUCCGACGCCGUGCGCGACCAGAUGAUGCGCCACGACCCGAGAUGGGCCACUUUUAAUGGCGCAUACAUUAACGAGAAGGUCCAAUUUCACCUCGAGAGAGUCGUCGCCGGCGAGCCGAUAGACGAUUGUCUAAUUGAUCUGUUCACGCACAUGAGCUUAACGCGUGAUCCACAAGCGAGGCGAGACAUGGUGCCCGACGAGGUGUGGCGAGAUAUGGGAGCCGAUCCUGAGAUAUUGGACCUAGAGGCCUAG